CCCAAAGAAAGUGGCUGGCAGGUAAAGUCCGGUCCUUAAUGGCUUCAUAGCCCAUUCAUACAAAGCACACACUGACAAAAAUUUGCGCAAGACCGGCCAUUUGGGGCGACACCGUAUUUUCUCCAAACUCACCGAGGACAGUCCGACUAAAUUCGCCGCUCACAAUCGUGAUCGCUGAUCCCAUCUCUCUCUGACCUCCCCGAGCUCCCACGGAUCACUCUCAUUGGCCUAAUUGCUUGCGCCGCGCGGGGGGGCGCGUGCAGCAUUCCUUCAGAUCCGCUCGAUAUCGGCAAGAUAUAUUACGAUUUACAACACCCACGUUUCACGAUUGAAUCUUGAAAUAUGACCGACCCCGUUGCCGAUACCCCCGCCAUGGACGAAUUUGCGCAGACUCGUGGCGCCGAUGACCUGUUCGACGAUGAGAUCGUGCCUGUGGCCGCGGCGCCAGAGGUCCCGCCGGAAGUUCAAGCCCUCGAAGAGAACGUCGCAUCGCUAUCGUUAGAGACCCAAACCCCGCCGCCCCGUACCGAAACCCCGUCACGGUCGCGUGGAGGCGAAAGGCGAGGACGUGGCAGAGGAAAGGGACGCGGUGGCAGACAAGGAUCGCAGAAUUCCGCUUCAAGGCGGGGUGAUGGAGCAAGGACAAAGUCCGCUGAUGAUGCCGCCCAGAGCAAGAAUAAUGGAGAGCCCGCCAAGGAUGUGUCUGCUGAAGCGACAGAACAAGCAAAGAAGGACGAUGCAGCCUCAGACUCCAAACCCUCCGCCGAGGCUAAUGGUCAACGCGUGCCAGCGGUGCGCGGCGAUCGGAGUGCUACAGGUGGGAUCAAAAAGCCAAAACUCACAGAGGAGGAACUCUCUCAACGUAUCGCCGCGGCGAAGGAGAACGCUGCCCGCAAGGCUGCCGCCCACGCUCGUGCUGAAGCCGACCAAGCCUCCUUCCUUGAACGAGAGAAGGUUGCCGAAGAGAAGCGACGCCAGGAACGCCAACAUCGCCGUGUGAUGGAUAACGAACGAGAGCGCAAUCGACAGCGAAAACUUCAGGCUCUGGGCGGGAGGGAGUGGGAUUCGCAGAAGCAGGAGGAAGAUUAUAACCCUCGCGGAGGUAGAGGUGGAUACCGACGCGGAAUGCACGGCGGUGUCUCUGGAUACGCUCGACGAGACUUUGGAGACUCGCAGCCGGAUGAAGAGACGAACAAUCACCCCCACAACAGCCCUCGAGGCCGAGGUCGUGGUGGCAGAGGUGGUCGUGGACGCGGUCGUGGGCCACGACCAGACAUUCCACCCUCUGAAGGCGCAACGAAUGAGCCAAGCUCCACCGGUCAGAAACCCGCCCCAGCUCCAGUCAUCGAUAAUGAAGCCGAGUUCCCUUCCCUGCCUGGUGGUAGUAAAAAGGAGAGCACGGAUGACACUGAUUCUACUGCGGCCAAGCUCGAUGCGGUCCUAUCGCCGAUAUCUGCAAGCGGUGCUACAUGGGCGGAGCAAGUCGAGAACAACUAGAUGUCCAGUGUCACGAGUCUAUACUUUUCUUUAAUCAUGUUUUGGAGGACUAUUGUUAUUGCAUGCGGAUUAUUCCCCGAACUAUUGUUAGUCGCUAUACUUCUAAACCAUGUUUACCCUUUUACUAAAAAGAUUUCCCGCCCACAUUGGAUAAUGAAAGACGCUCUUUGCAUCCUAUGA
Aspergillus pseudonomiae is the source of this 1677-nucleotide messenger RNA. RefSeq lists its product as uncharacterized. The record is from RefSeq and is a predicted model, not a curated record. Lineage: Eukaryota; Fungi; Ascomycota; Eurotiomycetes; Eurotiales; Aspergillaceae. The coding region runs from base 343 to 1497 and encodes 384 amino acids. The transcript has 2 exons.